Pelmatolapia mariae (spotted tilapia) is the source of this 4755-nucleotide messenger RNA. RefSeq names its product neuronal tyrosine-phosphorylated phosphoinositide-3-kinase adapter 1. The transcript has 7 exons. The record is from RefSeq and is a predicted model, not a curated record. Bases 572 to 3715 code for a protein of 1047 amino acids. Gene Ontology annotation, biological process: neuron projection morphogenesis; phosphatidylinositol 3-kinase/protein kinase B signal transduction. Lineage: Eukaryota; Metazoa; Chordata; Actinopteri; Cichliformes; Cichlidae.
GAUGCCCAGCGCUUGAACCAGCACAGCGCGCUGACAUCUGCGCAUUUUUUGUUUUGACGUUUUUUUUUCUUCUUUCUGUUCAUCUCCGCAUUUGAGAGCGUGUUUCUUUUGCGGAUGAUUUUGAAAGAAACACAGACACAAGGAUGGUGUCGGCUGGGGAGCAUUUUAACGUCGCAUUGAAUUGCAUAUUGGUUUUCAAUAAGAUCUCGCACCGGCCAGUCUACAGCGAUCCUCGGUAGUACAGUGCGCCGUUUAUCCCCCCAAAAAUGGAAGACCUUUCACGUCAAGAAAAGGCGUCAGUCCGGUGAUCGGCGUCUGAAUAUCUAAUUUUUUAUUUCCACGUCAAUUGACACAUCUGGGAAAGGAUUCAUUUCCCUUCCCUCCUGUUUACCAAGACAGCUGUGUCAUCAACAACCGGCGUGGUUUUGUUGUUGUCUGAUUUUUUUACGAGUCUGGGCAACUGGUUUAGGCGAUCGGCACAGUCUACCUCUGCGCCAGCCGUAGACUCUACAGCUAUCAAGGAGGGCUGCCUGUGACAUACAUUGCCAUCCCCUGAGUCCUCUUCUAUACCAUGAGCUCUGGCUCUGCCCAGGAUGUGGCAGUCGAGCAUUUCCUGCGUGACAUAGAGAGGCGAAGCAAGCGGCUACACUGCGCUGUGAUAGGCUGCGAGGAGGAGCGAUCCCACAGCGACAUGAACCUGCUGUAUCGUAAGAGCCGGUUGGACUGGAGGCAGAGAGACCAAGAGGGAAGUAAAAAGAGCUCCACGCAAAAUGACCCCUCAGCUACUGUUGGCAAAGUUAGAGACCUAGCUUCUUUCCGACGGCACUUCCGAAUGGGUUUCAUGACCAUGCCUGCCUCCCAGGACCUGUCCCCUCACUCCUGUGCCUCUGCCAUGGCGCCGCGCUCACAGUCCUGCCACGCUGUCGGAGCCGGAGAUACAAGUCUAGAGAAUGGAGAUUACUCAGACACCCAAUCUCAACACGGCGGCCGCUGCCCUCCAGCCAAACCCAAACGCCACCCCAGUACUCGCCUGAGCUCCUCGUCUGCUGACAGCAGAGGACCUCCUCCUGAGACACCACCUCCGCCUCCACCCACUCACUCCCAGGCAAAACACUCAGAUAAGAAGAAUGCCAUGAAGAAGUCUGACUCUGGAGAGAUUGGAGCAAAGAAGGUGCCUCCUUUAAAGCCCAAAAGAAGUCCCAGCACCCAGCUUUCCUUUGACCCUCUUCCUCCACGUGUGCCUCCUUCUGCCACAUCAAUGCCCUUUCAGGCAUCAGACUCUCAGAUUCAGACAGGAGAUGGGGAUGAUGAGCCAGUCUAUAUUGAAAUGGUGGGCCAAGUGUUCACCAGAGACAGUCAGACGGCCACACCCCACCCUGUAACCCCUGUGGCCACAACACCGGACUCUGACUCAGACCAGAGUGAGGCAAUCUAUGAGGAGAUGAAAUACCCAAUGCAGGAGGACAGGGAGUCCCACAGACACCUCCCUCCCAAACAUGAGAAACUGAAAACCUCUAAACACUUUCAUGUGACACCUUCUGCCAGCAGCUCCUCUUCGCUGCCACGCCCAUCUUCUUCUUCCCCUUCCUAUUCCAAACCUAAAGCUACUGUAUCAAUCUCCCAUUCAUCUCCUCUGCCUGCCUCUGCAUCCUCCACCCCAGUGCCCCAGGUCCUCUCUGCCAGCCCCCACACACCACGAGCUCCUACACCCUAUCUGCUGCAAGGGAAUAAAUCGGAGCAAGAAUCAAACACAAAGAUCCCGGCGCCUUUCCCCAAUCUUCUACAGCACCGGCCCCCGCUACUCGCCUUCCCUCAGCCUGCAGCAGCCUCCAGCGGGGUCGGGGUGCAGAACAAGUCAUCUGCUUCCACUAAAAUGGGAACUCAGACAUCAAGCGCAACAACGCAAGCGAGCACCUCUUCCUCGGCCUCUUCUAAUAUUCCUGUAUCCCUGUCGGGCUCCAAGGAAUCAUCAGGAGGCAGUGCAGCGCAGCAGGACAAGCACAGCAGAGACACCCAGUUAGGCCCAGCUCCUGGACUGAGAGCCAGGAGUCACUCCACGCCCCUGCCUCCUUCCUCUAAAUCCACCUCCCCCUUUUCCCAUCACCAUCAUCACCCUCACCAUCGCCCCUCACACUACCAUCACUAUCGGAAGCCAGAAAGAGGAGAUUCUCCUGCGCCGACCAAGAGCAGCUCCCAGGCUUCUAACCAGGCCACAGUCCAGACACAAACCUCAAGUACAGGCAAGGAGGGCAAGUCAGUUAGCUUCCUCCUGAAGUCUGACAAAGGUGAGAAGGAUAAGGACAGGGAAAAGGACAGAGACAGGGACCGAGACAGAGAAAGGGAUAGGGGUAGAGGAGACAGGGACAAGGAAAGAGAGAGAGACAAGGACAGAGAUAGAGACAGGGAUAGAGAUAAGGAAAAGGACAGGGAAAGAGACAGAGACAGAGAAAGGGAUCGUGAUAGGGAAGGAGGUCCACACUCUUUACAGUUGGACAUCACUACCAGCACGAGCAGCCAAACGCCUCAAAGCAGCACCAGCUCAACCCCCACGCCAUUAUCCUCAUCCCAGCGUCCUCACUCUCGCCCACACCUCCGUUCUCACACGCCUCACGGCCUUCCAGCGUACAAGCCGCCCUCCUCGGACAGCCCCUUGCUAUGGACCUACCCCUCCGGUGGCUUCAGGAGGCCCCCGGCUUAUGAGAGCUUGAGAGGCAGCUCUCAGACACCAUCUCUGCAGCAGCCCUCGAGUCUUACUGGUAUUGGUGAAGGUGCGUUCAAGAGCAAUGGAGGGUCUGCAUCCCUUCAGUCUAAAGUUGGCUUUAUGCCUUGGGACAGCAGUGCCAGUUUAUCUGCCGAUGACGGGUCUUACUGGCCUAUGCAGAGGAAAUUGUCCUUCAGUCACGGCAGCAGAGAGACAGAGAAGGAUGAAGGGCGGGCAUGGAACGGUAGUGCUGAUGCCCUGUUAAGGACGGACAAGGAAGAGCUUGGAAUAGGGUCUCGGGGAGGCCAUUCAGGCAUCCCAGUCCACUUCAGUGGGUCCACAAGCAGGGCUCUUGGACACAGUGAGUCACUGGCCGGUGUUGACAGCAGCCUAGGAUUCAGAGCUCUGCCCAGGGUAGGGCUGCCUCUUCCCUGCCAGACCUUUCCUGCCUGUCGCAACGGAGAAGUGGGGCGGCUGGGUCGCUCCUCCUCUGCUGCUGGAGUGAGACAGGUGGGUGGAGGAGAUGUUCAGAGACAGAGCAGUCUACCAGCACGAGAAGCCCUGAAUCAGCUGCAUAGUUUGGCCCAGCCUCAAGUACCCUGCAGUCCCAGCAGUCCCAGUGGUCCCGGUGUGUCACGGCAGCAGCAGCAGCAGCUUCAGCUACACCAGCAGCAGCUGCAGUUAAAGCAGCAGCUUCAGCAGCUUCAGCAACAGCACCACCUGCAGCUGCAGUUCCAACAGCUCGCCCAGUUGGCACAGGGACAACCUGUUGUCAGUGGGGUCACCACCCCAUCCACAUCGCAGACCCAGAGAGACGGCAAGUUGCUGGAAGUCAUCGAGCGUAAGCGCUGCCUGUGCAAAGAAAUCAAGGCACACAGGCGUCCUGACAAAAGCUUGUGCAAGCAGGACAGCAUGCCCAUCCUCCCUAGCUGGAGACGGACACCUGAACCUCGUAAGACUGGCACACCUCCCUGCCAGAGGCCACAAGCCGUUGUGUGGGACACGGCUAUCUGACGUGGAAGUCAGGCCAGCGAGUACAGCACUAGAAGAGAUGAGCUGAAGAUGGCAGAAUUAUGAAUGAGAGUAAAAAUGGAUAUAGAAACUAGAAAAUUCUUUAAAUGGCUUUGGUGAUGUAAUUACCACCAGGGAAUGGGAGACUAUGGACCAAGAAGAAAACCCUUGAUAGCAUUUUUAUUGUGUGAUAAACUGAUCCGUGAACAGUAACUGAUGAAGGGUACUGGAGACUCUGAACCCAUCUGGGGAAAAAAACAAACAAAAAAAUACUGAUCAAGAGGUGAAGAAUAAGAAGUAUUACAAUCAAACUACAUGAAUUUCUUACAAAUUGGAUUUGUAUCUGCUCUGUAUUAUGUAGUACACUAUGUAAAUGUGUUCUAAUUGCCAAUGUUUUUUGCCACAAAACACCAGUAUUAUUGCUACAAAAGGAAGACGCCAACUAACUAAUAAUUAGCGGGUUGUUUUCUGAAGUCGGUGUUGCCAAAUUUCUUCCUGACUACUUGAUACAUAAAUUGUGUAUUUUCGCCAACAAGCAGGUGUCCAACACGCUUAAAAACUACUCUGUGGAUGAGAAAAGGCAAGACUCAUAGAUAAGUUGCUGAAGUGUUUCUUGAAAUUGUGAAUGUAUAUGAGAUGUCUUGGUAUCAAUAGAUUGUCAUUGUGGAUGCAAAUAAUCAUCACCGAGGAGUAAAAGCUACCUACUGUAUCUGUUUGCAUAUUUGUAAUGUAAAUCUAUUUAAUUUCUCAACGUUUCUGCAAUUUUAUAGCAAUAUCCUCCCGACGCUGGAGCAACAUAAUUAAAACUUGUGUCAACUAGCCUACAAUACAUAUCUAAGACUUGAAGAAGUCAUAUUUACUGUGUCAUUCUCUGCAUGUCAUGAUAGACAUACAGUAUUGUAAAAAAAACAAAACAACAAAAACAAACAAAAAAAUCCCAACUAAAAUAAAAAAUUAGUGUAGAGAUGAUCAUGGCAAACUUUUACAUACAGCAAAUCUUCACUAUGAUAACGUGUGGUUGUAUAAAAAGCUGAAUAUGUUGU